AUGGCUUGUGGUGCGAUUGUGCUCUUACAAGACUCGUGCAGUGCCAUUGCCGUACUUGAGGAGGUGCGCAAGCAUGUCAGAAUGAGGGGUAACGAAGCUGAGGCGAUAUGCAGCAACAUCAACGACUACGUGUACCAUUCUCUAGCCGCACAGGCAACAUUUGUGUUAGGUGAAACGGAGGUGCCGCGCAUGUUGGCGCGCGCAGGCGUUGGCGAGUUGCAAGCAUACACAAUUAACUGUAGUGGUGGUAAAGCGGAGCUGUGUCUUUUCUGCGUGGGCACUUCUUCCACAGUCUUGCCAUGUUUUGUUGCGUUACCCUCGUCGCGUGGUCGCGUAUUUUUGGACAUGUGUUUGACCUGGGCGUUUCGUGCGCAUUAUGAGCAGGCGCGCCAAUGCGCCUCACGCUUUAAAUUAGCGUUGCUCCAGACAAUUGGUGGUGGAUGGGCAUCACUUCGUCGCGUGGAUAAAGCGCUGCGGUGCGCUUUGCUUCUUCGUGAAACCGCCGCGGAGCUUAAUGACGCUGUGACGGAGCGAAAGUCCCGCGUGUUUGUUGGCUGGGCUCUUUUGUGGAGCGGAGAUGUGCGGCAAGCGGUUACCAUAUUUGAGCAAGAAUGCAAGGAGGCGCGAUGUGAAGGCGACACCGCGCAGGAACGGAGGUGUGUGGCAGCUUUACAUUACGUGCGUCACAACGCGUUCUAA
Molecule: messenger RNA, 699 nt
Organism: Trypanosoma brucei brucei TREU927
Lineage: Eukaryota; Euglenozoa; Kinetoplastea; Trypanosomatida; Trypanosomatidae
Exons: 1
Coding region: 1-699 (232 amino acids)
Source: RefSeq, a predicted model, not a curated record